This is a messenger RNA of Sphenostylis stenocarpa, 999 nucleotides long. Lineage: Eukaryota; Viridiplantae; Streptophyta; Magnoliopsida; Fabales; Fabaceae. The record is from the annotation of a GenBank genome assembly.
AUGCUUAAAGUUGGAACAAAAUCAUGGCAAGUCACAUAUCUAGCUUGUGAAGAUAGCUCAAUAUCUGAUGCCAAAUUUUUCCCAGUUUGUGUAAUGAGGCCUGGUGAUAUGCAGUUUUCAGUCAAUGGUGAAGCCGAGAGAUGCUUGCUAUGUUAUAUUGCAUGGUCAGUCAUGAGGCUUGUGAAUGUUGUUGUUGAGAAGACGCGCAAGAAGGAAGUCACAUCAAUUACAGUUGCAGCUGAUGCAAUUGGUAUUUCGCGCAUGCUGAUUGAUAUUCGACAUGAGGGAUCACACUGGGAGCUUCCAUCACUUAAGAUUGUUCGUAGUGCUUCUGUCAAGGCACUUGUGUUAGAGAUUGUUUCUGUGUUGUUGGAGUAUCUUUUGAAAGCUUUAAGUUCCUCAGAGUUGGAAGAGAAUGCAGAUGAUGCUUCAAUUGGUCUAACCACAAAGAACGUUUUGGCUGAUUGGAAGCUUAUCUUACUCAAAUUGUGCAAUAAGGAACCAGAAUUACUUCUGAAUCUUCUUAAGGAAGUCCUAGAUAUGAUUGAGAGUCGGGAAGAUAUGAAGCGUGAAGAAGAUAACCCAAAUAUGGGAAUUUCGCAAUCGAGGACAGAGUUUCGGCUUUCUUCUUUGUUUGCUUGGUCAUCUGGCUGUCUUCCGGUUCUUGACAUUUUCGACAAUGAAAAACAAAAUCAAGUAUCAUCUGGUUGUCUUCCCGUUGUUGACAUUACUGACUAUGAAGAACAGGAUCAAUUAUUGGAAAAGAAAGAGAGUUGGAAAUUGGCCCCACAUGGUGCCAAGAGAGAUGCCACAUUUGACCUUCUGCAACUUGAGAAAUCAACUGUUAAGAAGAUGAGGGGGACCGAAGAAUUUAGUGAAUUAAACAAUGAAUUUCCAUUGCAAGGGGACAAAGGAUAUCUCAUAGUAGGCGGAGUUUGGAGGAAACUUACAGAAGAAGAGCUCCUUGUCAUUGAGUCUUCUGUAAGGAUUUUAGUUUAG